This is a messenger RNA of Seminavis robusta, 993 nucleotides long. The record is from the annotation of a GenBank genome assembly. NCBI's taxonomy places the organism in Eukaryota, Bacillariophyta, Bacillariophyceae, Naviculales, Naviculaceae.
AUGUGGAAAAGCUACAUCCAAAACAUUUUGCCGGAAGGAACAAACGGGGUGGUGGUGGUUUUUUCCAGCUUGUGUGGAGGAACGUUCUCCUAUCGUCUGGAUGGUAACAAGGGUAUAUAUCUGGGCGGUGGGGACCUUCAUGACCCCCAAUACAACUACCUGGGCACGUCCAAGACACUCUAUGAUAUCAUGGAUGGCACCAGACAGUCUGCAGAAGGGAGCAGCUACUCGGGGCUUCCCGUGUCCAAAACAUACUGUGUCAUGACGCUCGGCGUCUAUCCCUCACAGGAUUUUGAAGAUGACUAUGUCACCAGUGGCCCGGUGAUCUUCACAACGUUGGCCGCAUUUAUCUUUAUCUUUACAUCUCUGGUUUUCAUCAUCUACGACUGCACCGUUGCAAGACGACAGCGCAUUGUCAUGCAAAGAGCUCUGGCCUCGGGAGCCAAUGUUUCUUCCCUCUUUCCCGAAAAGGUCAAGCAGCAGCUAUAUGACGAACAAACACAAGAACAGAAGAAACAGAAUACACUCAAAGAGUUCAUGACAUUGCAGGAAUCCACCGACAAAGCUUCAUGCAACAGUAGCAAGCCCAUUGCGGAUCUCUUUGAUAUUACCACAAUCUUUUUUGUGGAUUUGGCGGGCUUAGUGGCAAACGAACACCGGUGGAAGUGUUUGAACUCUUGGAAAAUCUAUACGGUGCUUUUGAUGCUGUUGCAAAGCGCCGCAGAGUCUUCAAAGUUGAAACAAUUGGGGGUUGCUAUGUUGCAGUUACUGGCAUCCCGGAACCUCAAAAGAAUCAUGCUUCAAUCAUGGCCCGCUUCGCACGCGAUUGUAUGUCGGAAUUGCCCUGAGUUGAAAUUGUGGGCAAACCCAAGUCCAGUACAUGUAGUAUCCUCUCCAAUUGUGUUGUCCCGUCGCUGUGAUUGCACCGAUCCCAACAGCAGCCAACUUGGCUCACUGGAAGAGAUGGGGACCCAUUGUUCUUGGAGGCACUGA